GGGGAAGAAACCUUGCUGAGGCUUUGUCAGCUGCUGCUUUUUCCCUGACACCCCUUGAAGAGCACCUCUACGGUGAUGGGGAGGCAAAAGGACGUUCUUGCUACUAUUGAGGAGCACCUGAGGAUCAGAAACAAAUUAGUCCGGCAAGCGCUGGCUGAGUGCCUGGGGACGCUGAUCCUGGUGCUGUUUGGCUGUGGCUCCGUUGCGCAGAUCGUGCUCAGCAGAGGGACUCAUGGAGGUUUCCUGACUGUUAACCUGGCCUUUGGCUUCGCUGUCAUGCUCGGCAUUUUGAUCUCGGGACAGGUAUCAGGUGGACAUCUGAACCCAGCUGUCACUUUUGCCAUGUGCUUCUUGGCCCGGGAGCCCUGGAUCAAGCUGCCAAUUUAUGCCCUGGCCCAAACACUGGGGGCUUUCCUGGGAGCUGGCAUAGUUUUUGGGCUGUACUAUGAUGCUAUCUGGGCUUUUGGCAGCAACCAGCUGUAUGUAACAGGACAAAAUGGAACUGCUGGUAUCUUUGCCACCUACCCAUCUCAGCAUCUGAACAUUGUGAAUGGAUUCUUUGACCAGUUCAUUGGCACUGCCUCCCUGAUUGUUUGUGUCUUGGCUAUUGUUGAUCCCUACAACAACCCUGUCCCCACGGGGCUAGAGGCUUUCACAGUUGGUUUUGUUGUCCUUGUUAUUGGAACCUCCAUGGGCUUCAACUCUGGCUACGCUGUCAACCCUGCCAGGGACUUUGGGCCUCGUCUCUUCACAGCCAUCGCUGGCUACGGCACUGAAGUAUUCUGGACUGGUAAACAGUGGUGGUGGGUUCCAGUCGUUGCUCCAUUCCUUGGGGCCAUUGCAGGAGUGAUGGUCUAUCAGCUGAUGAUUGGAUGUCACGAUGAGCCUUCUCCACCUGCCUCUGAGCAGGAAACAGUCAAGCUGGCCAACGUGAAGCACAAGGAAAGGGUGUGAGGAAGCCCAGAUCUGGCAGACAUUCAUUACUCAGGACUGCAGCUGGCAAAGAGGAGGAAGGAGUUAAGAAGAGCUUCAAGAACAACAGGAAGAUGUUUUUUUCCUGUCUUGAGAUAUUCUAGCUUUU
Molecule: messenger RNA, 1081 nt
Organism: Charadrius vociferus (killdeer)
Lineage: Eukaryota; Metazoa; Chordata; Aves; Charadriiformes; Charadriidae
Gene: AQP3
Product: aquaporin 3 (Gill blood group)
Exons: 6
Coding region: 76-954 (292 amino acids)
Biological process (GO): glycerol transmembrane transport; water transport
Cellular component (GO): basolateral plasma membrane; plasma membrane
Molecular function (GO): water channel activity; glycerol channel activity; urea transmembrane transporter activity
Source: RefSeq, a predicted model, not a curated record